AUGACAUCGGUCGACGAUGGGCUUAGCGCGUCGUCUACCGGGCAAGGGGGGCAGUCUAUUCGGACAGUUCCCCACGAUGCACAUCAGCCCACGCGCACUAGGUCGCGCAGGCUGAGGCUCGGUCUCAGUUUCAGUGCCAGCCUCAUUCUCAGCCUCGUCUAUCUGCCAGCCUACGAAGUCGGAGUACUUUGUACAGACUACAUAUUCGCACAAUACACCGAACCCAACGCCUUCCCGAUAAGGCCUCGAUCGCCCGUCCCAGUUGUCCGUGUGGCCGGGAUCUCCACCACCGGCGUAACCCGCGUGCCUCCGGGCUCCCAGCCCAGCUCUCCAGUACCCCCCUUUCUCGUGUUUCGUUCCCUCGCAUUCCCGGCUGUGCCUCUGCGUCUCUGCUGCUCUGCCCCUCAUUCUCUGCCGUCUCUGUCCACCUUGCUACCGCCCUGGAUCUUUUGUCUACCCCUCCUCUCACAAGUCCCGACUCCCGAGGCCGCGUCUCCUCCUCCUAAGAGUCAACAGGUCAACAGGCCACAGGUCGCAAGUCACAGGUGGAACCAGGAGCUCAGAACAUUGGCGAUGCCGAGAGUCCGGAUCGACGGUAGCAUCAACGACGGGGGCUGGAUUGCAGUGGUAUUAUUGCCGAUCCAUUCACCGUGCCCGGGCUGUCUUCCCAAGGUACCCAUUAAACUGUCCCCCAGAAGCCAAGUGGCCAUCAUUGCAUUCAAAUGCUCGUCCGUCUGGACUGGCAGGCACUUGGUCUUUUUAUCACUAUCACCUUCCCUGUUUUUGUACCCCUUCAUUCCCCUUCUCUUUCCAUUCCCAUCGCCAGAGAUCUCUUCAGCUUUCGAGAUCCUCAUUGUCAUUGUCAACGCCAAAGAAGGGUACGUUGAGGUUGUCAACCCAGCGAGUUCUUGUCUGAGCCAAGGAGAGUUGACUUAA
Molecule: messenger RNA, 936 nt
Organism: Sodiomyces alkalinus F11
Lineage: Eukaryota; Fungi; Ascomycota; Sordariomycetes; Glomerellales; Plectosphaerellaceae
Exons: 7
Coding region: 1-936 (311 amino acids)
Source: RefSeq, a predicted model, not a curated record